AUGUACGAAGCGCCCCCUGAAAUUGCCAUCCAUAUUGAGUGUUACCACUAUGAGACGACUGUCCAACACUACACUGACUCAAAUGGAAAUUCUGGCACCCGAACCGUCACAUACCCCGUUGUCGCCUACGAGGAAACAGAACCAGUCUUGAUCACUUCCUGGAAGGACGAGUCUGAGCAGCUCAAGUCGAGCCAGAUCGAGUUUGAAAUCACCAAGGUUCGAAUGAGUAAAACCUUCACUGCAGAUGAGACAUUUCUGGAGCAGUGCGAGAGCUUUGUCAAUCGCAACCGUUGGAAGGAUCAAUACUACAACUUUGCAACAAUCUACAGCAUCGAAGGAUUCAAGGAGAAGCUGCUUGCCUUUACAGACUUGAAAAGGAAGCCACAGAUGUUGGACUAUUGGAUCUAUGUGUUGGCCCACCUUUUGAUAUUUCCAGCCUUGCCGUACCGCAUGUGGCUGAGCUCCAUCACGGGCAAAUUGGACCCAGUCAUCCACAAAAGUGUUCAGACCUGCAACCGAGAUGAAGUUGAAGGCUUGACGGAGCGGGCUCGGCUACUGAAUCGGUUGUUCGCUGGGUUGAUAGAGCCCAACACGGCGCCAAAAAAGUUCCAACGGGGAACCUGCCAUGGCAACUGCAGCAAUCGCAGGGACACACACGGUAGAGGACGGAGCAAUACUGCCAAUAGCAACGGCAACUCCAGCCCCCACUACCGGUAA
Seminavis robusta is the source of this 717-nucleotide messenger RNA. Lineage: Eukaryota; Bacillariophyta; Bacillariophyceae; Naviculales; Naviculaceae. The record is from the annotation of a GenBank genome assembly.